CUGGGAACUUGAGAGGCGCAGGUCGGCGUGGAGUGUGGCCGCGUCGCCUCCUCCAGGAGUGGGCGCCAACGCGGGUUCCUGUCCCCAGCCUGGACGGCGACUUCUGUGGCGCCUCUGAACUGGCUCCGGGGUGCGACGGGAGCCCUGCUCAGCGGGAGCUUCUCAGGUACCUGAAUACCAGCUUUGGGUCUGAAGCCCUUGGAACUUUUCUCACUGGACAUAUAUAGCACACAGGUGUUUAGCCCAAGCCUGAGAAUCAUUGGAAUCCUCUGGUGAGACAAUUUGAACUGCGGUGGGAGUUCUGUCUAGGAAGAUGCAUCCUCUGAACAAGUUGAUGGCCGUCUUAAAACCUCCAAACCUGGCUCCUCAUGAACAGAGUGAGGUCCUGAGAGCAGAUGUGUCUUGGCAGCAGGAAACCAUCCCGGUGAGGGAGACAGAGGACUCUGAGGCCUCUCGUCAGAAGUUCAGACAUUUCCGGUGUUUGGAAGUAUCUGGGCCUUAUGAAGCCCUGAGCCAACUCUGGGAGCUCUGCCUUUGUUGGCUGAGACCAGAGAUUCACACAAAGAAGCAGAUCCUGGAGCUCUUGGUGCUGGAGCAGUUCCUGACAGUUCUCCCUGAAGAAGUCAGGACUUGGGUGAAUUUACAGCAUCCGAAGAACAGCAGAGAAGUGGUGAGCCUCAUAGAGGACGUGAUUGAUCUGCUAAAGGAUGAAGGGCGAAGCUGCACGGAGCCUGUUCUCCUCCCGAAGGGGAGCGUCGCGCAAGAGGCGCUGGACGCCGACUCGCCAGCAGGCAGAGGCCAGGAACCGGUGGCGUUCAAGGAGGUGGUUGUGGAGUUCAGCGAGGAGGAGUGGGAGCAGCUGGGCCCCGCGGGGAGGACGCUGUGCAGGGACGUGAUGCUGGAGACCCUCAGGAACCUGAGCUCAUUGCGUAAAGAGCGUCUUCUCUCCAAGCCAGCUGAGAUCUCCGAGUUGCAAAGUCAGACACCAGCCUGCAUGAUGGAGCCAGAAGUCCCAAGGACAGCUGUUUUGGAUAGAGAAACAAUUUCAGAAAAUCAAGAUUUAGUUCCAAAGCAGAGAAUUUCUAGAGAAGAAUCACACUGCAGAGUGAUUAAAACAAGACCAACCGAAAGCGGGCACCCUUCUUUAGAGGCCUGGAAAAGUGAUGAUGGGUCAUAUAGGAACUGGGAACACUGGACUAGAAAUUCGUCACAAGAAGCUCUCAUCCCUGAGGUGGUCGGCACUGAGAAAGGAGACUUUGAAUAUAGUAAAAAUAAGGAAAGUUUUGAUGUUAACUCCAUUAUUGAUACACAACAGGGAGCUCCUGUGAAAAAGGAUUCCCCAAAGUGUGAUCAGCUUAAAACUAACAUAUUUAAUUUAGACUCAGUAGGUGAGCAACAGUCAGAAUAUAAGGAAUGUGGGAAUGCCUUGAGCCUGAGCACAGAUACUCGACACCCAAAGAGUCAUGCCACAGGGAAUUCCUAUGAGUGUUACCAAUGUGGGAAAUCCUUCAGCCGCAGUUCAUCUCUUGUUCGACAUCAGAUCAUUCACACAGGAGAGAAGCCCUAUAAAUGCAGUGAAUGUGGAAAAUUCUUUAAUCGACGUACAAACCUUACUAAGCAUCAAAAAAUUCACACUGAAGCAGAGACCUACAAAGACAAUACACGUGGAAAAGCCUUCUGUAAGCGUGAAGACAGUAGUAAAACUCCGGGACUCCGUUCUGCCGAUAAUCUCUAUGAAUGUGUUAACUGUGGAAAAUCCUUCACCCGGAGCUCCUCGCUUAUUCGACAUCAAAUGAUUCAUACAGGAGAGAAACCAUUCAAAUGUAAGGAGUGCAAGAAAACCUUCACAAGGCGUUCCAACCUUAUUAAACACCAAAAACUUCACACUUGAGAGAAGCCCUGCGACAGGAAGGAUGUGGGACUACCUUCAGUCAGAGUGCAGAACUCAUUCAACGUCCAUGAAUUUAUGCUGCAAGGAAUCCUGUGAAUAUAAUAAAUGAAAUGUUUGUCAGAUUAUUCUUUAAUUGAUAUGACUGAAUUAAUACUGGAGGUAAAUAUGUUUUGGAUAGAAAUCUGAGAGUUUUUCCAGGUUCCAAACGAGGCCAUAAGGAUUUGGAGUUAAACAUAUCACCAUACGAGUGGUUAUCUAUCAUCAUGCCAACAGCUGUCACCAUCAUCAUUCCCUUUUUAAAAAUGGGACCUAUAGCAUACUUAGAGUCUCUUCAUCUAUUGAGGAAGUAGGUAUUAGGGAGGAGCCAAGCAGUAUUCUUGGAGUGUUUAAUAAAACUCAAAGUUCUAGUCCUCCGAAGAAGGUCACAAGAAACCAAGAGCUCAUGAGAAUAUAGAAGGACACUCCUAAGGACUGACUCUGAGUUGAAGGCAGAGACCACAGUGACAACCAGUUACUCCACCCCUGAUGAUAUCCUUGGCUUCCCUGGUGCCGAGUAGGGACUAGAACUGGAAGAAGGUCUUCAGCUGUAAUGGGAGGUGGAUGUGUUAUUAAUCUACCUGUAUUCUCAGUAUCUGCAUCUUUAAAAGUUCUCUUCGGGGUCUGGGCUGGAGAAACAUCCAUAGCCCGGGGGCUGUCAUUUAUCCCCAACAUUGAAAGGUCAGCAGAGUAUCCUAACACUCUUGUACCAGAACCGCCUCUUCUGUAAACUAUGUCGGGAUCCCAAAGCAUUCUUGAACCAAAAUGCUUAUUUUAAUCUGCCCCCAAAGAGUCAUAUUGGAGAUAUUCCCAACGAGUGUUGUUGGUGGCUUUUGUCUGAAUUCAUCCCUUAUCCAAAAGCAGAAAAAUGUAUUCUGGAGUGAGCCCCUGUGAUGAGUUACAAUAAAUGUAAAAGAUUA
Messenger RNA from Phacochoerus africanus (Common warthog), 2847 nucleotides. RefSeq names its product zinc finger protein 215 (gene ZNF215). The record is from RefSeq and is a predicted model, not a curated record. The transcript has 6 exons. Gene Ontology annotation, biological process: regulation of transcription by RNA polymerase II. NCBI's taxonomy places the organism in Eukaryota, Metazoa, Chordata, Mammalia, Artiodactyla, Suidae. Gene Ontology annotation, molecular function: RNA polymerase II cis-regulatory region sequence-specific DNA binding; DNA-binding transcription factor activity, RNA polymerase II-specific. The coding region runs from base 314 to 1891 and encodes 525 amino acids.